GUUGUCAACGGUGCCAUAUAAACAGAGCAUUAUAUAUUUCACUUGUAGAUCCUUCAGUUCUGUUUUCUCGUAUGUGCAAGGUUUAAAUUAAAAACUAUGCAGAAAGCUAGCUACUUCCUCCUGUGCGUGUUGAGUCUGAGUUCAGGUACAGUGAUGUGAUGAUAGCUCAUUAGAUUGAUGGGAAAGUUAAAGAUGCAUGUAAAACCACAGUUCUGUGUAUUUAAUCUGUGAGUAUUUAUGGUACUUACGUAAAUAAAAAAAAAUUUUUUUUAAAGUUGAUGAGAUCUACAAACUAAACAACAAAAAUUAGAUUUUUUUUACACUCACCCUAAUUGCUAUGUAGAUUCCUUUAUAUCCCUUUAUUUAUAUCUUUAUCCACCACAAAACCUCUCUUUUUAUGCUGUAUCUCUCUAUAUUCCAACUCCAUCUUGCUUUAUUAAUGUGACUCUCUAUAUCCCUUUGUUACAGGAGCUGCUAGAGAAGAUUCCAUUGAGUCAAAGCUUUCUGAGUUGUCUGUGGAAGAAGGAACGAGUGUCACUCUCUCCUGCUCAUACACCACAAGCUAUACAACGACUUAUUAUUUGUAUUGGUACCGUCAUUAUCCUAACAAAGCUCCAGAUUACAUUCUGCAUAAAGCUAACCAGGGAACAUUUGUUAAUACUGCUCCUUUUGCUAAGGAGAGAUUCAAUUCUCAGGUGGAUGCAGAGUCUACAAAUCUGACCAUCAGUGAGUUCAAGAUAGAGGAUUCUACCAUGUAUCUAUGUGGACUACAGAGAGCACAAUGCGACAGAUCUGAGCACAGCAGCUACAUAAACCUCAUAGAGUUUAUAACAGCUCAGAGUGUGGAAGGGAAGUCAUUCUAG
This is a messenger RNA of Pelobates cultripes (western spadefoot toad), 863 nucleotides long. The record is from the annotation of a GenBank genome assembly. Lineage: Eukaryota; Metazoa; Chordata; Amphibia; Anura; Pelobatidae.